GAUGCACACGCACACGGCACGACGGUGGCAGGUACGGCGCAGCAGUGCGGCGCAGGCCAGGCGGAGGCUCAAGUCGGCGUAGUCGGUGUGAAGGGCGCUGGCCACUGCAGCGCCUCAGCUAGCGUCCCCUGGCACCAGCCGAGCCCCCGCAGUUCUCAUGUCCCUCGGCCGCGCGCAACAACUCCAGCAAAAAAGAGAGGCCUCGCCAGCGGGCUCGUCCACGCAAUUCCUCAGGAACGCGCCUCUCCCCGGGUUCUCGGCCACGCGCUGCCCAUGCAGCAACCCCACUGAACGAGUCAGCGCACCCGCCCGCCCUCUGUGCACCGAAUCGUCUGCCAGGCCGCACUACAGCUCGAGAGCCGUCGCAAGCCGACCCAGCGCAUAGCAUCGUAGGAGAGCAUGUCCGGAGACGUCCCCAGCGCCUCGCCGCCGGGCCGAGCGUCGCAACCGCCCUCGCACACGCGUACCUACCAGGCAUGCAUCCCUUGCCGCCGCCGCAAGGUGCGGUGCGACCUGGGGCCCGUCGACAAUCCCCACGACCCGCCCUGCGUGCGCUGCCGCCGCGAGAGCAAGGAGUGCUUCUUCUCCGCCACGCGCCGCAAGAGGAAGACGGACGGCGGCGACCUCGACGACGACGACGACUACGAGCUGCGCAACGGCCGGAAGCGCGCCCGCACCGUCGACGAUGAGGGCCCCGUCCCCCCCGCGCCCCUCAGCGCCAACGGCAGCGCCUACGUCUCCCAGCCUUUGACCCCCGGCGGCUCUGUUGGCCGGUACGAGCCUCUGCGCCGCCCGACCACGUCGCACGGCCCGCCGCACGACGACGAGGACCAGAAGCUCAACAACAAGUCCGUGGCCGUCAUGCAGACGGGCGAGAUCUACAGCGGCCACGACGCCCUCAACCUGCUGUUCGAGGCCGCCGGCCGCAACGGCGACAUCGAGCACCACCGCACCGGCAGUGCCUCGAGCCUCCAGCGUCCCACCGGCCUGGCUCCCAGCAGCACGCCCGGCUCCCAGCCAACCUUUGCCAGCCCCCAGGCCCAGCCGCACGCGCGGACUCACUCUCGCGCCGCGGCAGCGGAGCCCGCCGUCGACCCCGCCAUCGCCCAGCAGUACACGGCCCUGCCCGAGCCCCCCAACGAGGCCGCCUUUGCCGACGCCAUCAGGGCGUGGACAAAGUUCCGCUUCGUGCGCGCCGGCUGGAUGACGGCCAAGGAAGCAGUGCGGUACAUCGACUACUUCUACACCUACCUCUCGCCCCUGACGCCCAUUGUCGUGCCAGACUACCGCGACCACGCGUUGCAUGCCAAGCUGCUCAAAGAGGAGCCCAUGCUUGUGAUAACCUUGUUGACCAUCGCGACCCGCUUCCGCACCACCGACUUCCCGCAGGGUCCUGGCGCGAUAUCGCGUGCGUAUCUGAUCCACGAGAAGCUGUGGAAGUACCUGCAGGGCAUGAUAGACCGCAUGAUCUUUGGCCAGGAGCAGUUCGGGGGCGGAUUCUGUGGCGCAGGCCAGCAGCCGGGCUCUGAUGUGAAUCCCCUCUCGCGCAAGGGUCUGCGGACGCUAGGCACAGUAGAAAGCCUCAUGCUGCUCACCGAGUGGCACCCCCGUGCCCUCCAUUUCCCGCCGGGUGACGACGACGACGAGUUGGUCCUUCCCGACGACUCGUUUGACGCCGAUGUCCCCGCAAACGCGGCGGCAGCGGAGCAUCUUAAGGGAGAGAGCGGUCAGCGCAUCGAUAGCUGGCUGGAGCCCUGCUGGCGGAGUGACCGCAUGUGCUGGAUGCUGCUGGGCAAUGCAGUGUCGCUCGCCUUUGAGAUUGGUGUCUUUGACGAGACGAGCGAGACCGAGUUCGAGGAGGCCAACCAGCAUCUCUCCCACGCGACUGUGAAAGCCUACUUCAGGCGCAAGAACCAUCUUAAAGACCUGCUCAUCAUCUACGUGACACAGACCAGCGGUAGGCUAGGGCUCACGUCGAUGCUCCCUCAGGUGAAGCGCGAGAGCGACUCCGUGAUGCAAAAGACUCCUCUCGAGCUCUACCAGGAGCGUGUUGCUCGGAUCAAGGCGCCUCCGCCGCACCACGGCAUGAGGCCAGAUGGCCAGCGACUGCCGCUCGAAUCUGUUGCCACCCAAGAGCGCCAUGCCGUACAGGAUCUUGUGCUUGACUUCUGGGACCGCAUUGCCAAGAUCAUGGAAAUAGGCAACCUCAAAUUGUUCCCAAACAGACGUAGGACGCGGGACCUGCUCAAGUCUGGCAAGUACGAGGAGCUACUCCAGAAUUUCCAGACGCCGCUUGUGGACUGGAAGCGCGGCUUCGAAGCUGCACCCCAAGUGCCCCCACAGCUUCGUCAUGUCCUUGCAAUUGAGUACGAGUACACGCGCGUCUAUGUGAAUUCGUUAGCCCUGCAGGCUGUUGUAGAGCGCUGCACUCACAACACGCCGCAACAGACGCACGCACAACCCAACGGAAUGGGUCCAUCCGCUACUGCAAACGACGAAGGUGGCGCCAUACCGUUCAGCACCCUGACGAGAUGGUACGGAAACGACAGGCACCACAUCGACGAAGUAGUCAGUGCGAGUCGCAAUGUCCUGAGCAUUGUAGUCAACGGACUGUACCCCGAGGGCUACCUCCGCCACGCGCCCGUCCGCACUUUCUUCCGCAUCGUGUCCGUGGCCAUCAUCCUGCUCAAGACCUUCGCCCUCGGCGCAACCGAAAAGGACGUGGCCAAAACCCUGGGGCUGCUCGACCAAGCCGUCUACGCCCUCCGUACCUCCAUCGUCGAUGACGUGCACGUCGGCAACCGCUUCGCCGACCUCGUCGACACGCUCACGCAUAGGAUCCGCGGGCGCUUCGUCCGGCUCGCGGCAAACGGCUCGACGGGCAACUCCCGCGGCGUCACACCGCCCCCGCGGAGCCGCGGCGAGACGCCCAUGGGCCCGCCCCCCGCCACGUAUCUCCCACAGACGCUCAACGGCAACAACGGCGCAAACCCCAACUUCACCUUCGGCAACUUCACCGGCUUAUCGCGGCCAGGGUCGCCUGGCCUCGGCCGCGCCGGCAUCACGGCGUCCGGCCGCGCAACACCCAUCCCAGAGUACAACUCCCUCGCCGGCAUCUCGCUCGAGUCGUACGACCCCACCUCCAACCAGAUCUCCAUUAUGCCGCCACCAGGCUUCUCGUCGAAUGCCAGCUUCAACAAUAGCACCAAUAGCAACGGCAAGGUCGACAGCAACGGCGGGUGGCAGGCACAGGGCUGGGGCAACGGCGCGGGAGGAGGCGGGUUUCAGAACGAGGACUGGCUUGCGCUCCCGCUGGAUCCGCUGCUGGAUCAGUGGGGCGCAGAUAUCAGUCAGACAGCCAUGGGGCCGGAUGUUGGCGGCAUGGAUAUGCUGGAUAUUCUGCUGAAUAUGGGGGGGCCGCCGGGGAGUGCGUAGUGAGUGGGCAGAGCGUGAGCGUGGGCAGGUGGCGUGGGAGGGUUGCUGUGGGCAAGCGAGGUCUUCAUUUGUUUGGGAUGGAUAGAUGGGAAGAACCACGUGUCUCCGGACGGGGGCAUAGUGAUUUCCUGCCAGAAGACCAGCGGCGAGGUGGGAUGGUGGGUGGUGAGUGGUGUGGAGCGUGCGGCGAGUAUGAUACCCGACUUCAGUCUGCUUUGCGCAAGCGAUGACGUCUGAGUCUUUUCCCUUUCUUCCUAUUUCCUUCUUCCUCCCUCAACGAGCGUUGGCGGACCGUGAGUCGUCGGCGCAGCCACCUAUGUAUAUGACGCGAUAUGACAGAGAAU
Messenger RNA from Paraphaeosphaeria sporulosa, 3779 nucleotides. RefSeq lists its product as uncharacterized. Gene Ontology annotation, biological process: positive regulation of transcription by RNA polymerase II; aromatic amino acid catabolic process. Gene Ontology annotation, molecular function: zinc ion binding; DNA-binding transcription factor activity, RNA polymerase II-specific. Bases 400 to 3435 code for a protein of 1011 amino acids. The transcript has 2 exons. NCBI's taxonomy places the organism in Eukaryota, Fungi, Ascomycota, Dothideomycetes, Pleosporales, Didymosphaeriaceae. The record is from RefSeq and is a predicted model, not a curated record. Gene Ontology annotation, cellular component: nucleus.